Molecule: messenger RNA, 792 nt
Organism: Danio aesculapii
Lineage: Eukaryota; Metazoa; Chordata; Actinopteri; Cypriniformes; Danionidae
Exons: 8
Coding region: 1-792 (263 amino acids)
Source: RefSeq, a predicted model, not a curated record
AUGGAAUGCCCGGAGUUUGAUGAGUAUACAGAUUCUCUACUGAUGUUUCUUCACUCCAUUCCUGGUCUGAAGGAAGUAAAAGUUUGGCUUAACAACCUGAUUGAGAGCUGGGCAGCUGGUCUGUUCUCACUCUUCCUGUCUUGUUCCAGCUUACUUCACGUGCAAUUGAAAACCAGUAUGAGUCUUGCUAAUGAUGUGGAGAGUUUAGGUCUGCUGAGAGAAGAUGAUGAAGUGAGGCUGUCUGUCGGCUGUAACCAUCUGAAUUAUAUAGAUAAUUAUGAUAUUGACCUCUUUAAACCUCCGGAGCACAAAGUUCUUCCCUGCGUCACCCUCACAGUGACAGAUGAGCCUGAGAAUGCAAACGCGGACUGGAAUAGAUUCUUUCAGGCCUACAACCAGCUGAAAGACUUGACUGAGUGUUCUCCAGAGUAUGAUCAGAGUAUGAGUGAUCUACUCUCCAUUCUACAUUCAGUCUCUGGUUUGAAGAAGGUGGAUCUUAAUUGUAGAUUCAUGACUGUUAAUGGAGCGUCCAGAGUCCUGGAUCUCAUUCAAAUGAACCCCAGUCUAAAUACAUUGAGUUUUUUGACUUCUGAGUUGCCUGAGUCAAAUAAGGUGAACAUCAAGAUGGACUACAGGAAUAAAUUCUACAGUAUCAAUAAGACAAGUGAAGAGGACAGUGAUUCAGAAGGAUCAAAUAAGAUUCGGUUUUCAUCUGCAAGACAGAUUUCAGAUGAUAGUGAUGAAGACAGCAUGUCCUCAUCUCUCAGCGACUGCAGCGAUGAAAUUAAGUGA